Messenger RNA from Siniperca chuatsi (mandarin fish), 1763 nucleotides. RefSeq names its product cystinosin, lysosomal cystine transporter (gene ctns). Bases 300 to 1445 code for a protein of 381 amino acids. Lineage: Eukaryota; Metazoa; Chordata; Actinopteri; Centrarchiformes; Sinipercidae. The transcript has 12 exons. The record is from RefSeq and is a predicted model, not a curated record. Gene Ontology annotation, biological process: L-cystine transport. Gene Ontology annotation, cellular component: lysosomal membrane. Gene Ontology annotation, molecular function: L-cystine transmembrane transporter activity.
GUUGAUUGCCAACCGCCAUAAAACUUUACGAAGAAGAACACGAAGGAAGCAGCAGCUGCAGCAGCAGCAGCAGAAGAAGAAGAAGAAUUAUUCAGAUUUGUCUUGUGACCUGCUAAAGAGGAAGCGAUCGAAACAAUUCAGCUGCUCUUCAAGCAGCAUUGAACUGGCCCUCGCCUCCACAUGCACCUCGGGGGGAGCGGCAGCCGAGGUGACUGAUCUUCUUGACGUUCUCCCCUGAUUGUUUGUGGAUCCUAACGACUCGCAGAUUCCACCUCCUUUUUAUCCAUCAUUUUGCAGAGAUGUCUGGUCUGGGCUUGGCAAAGAGAUGGCUACCUGCUCAGCUGAUCCUCAUGUGGACACUGACCAACAUAUCUGAGUCCAGAGUGCAUUUGUUUGCUCCUAUUGCUGUCACACUUGAGGAAUAUUCUAAAGCCAACAUCACCAUUACUUCCAGUUCCCCUGUCAACCAGUCAGCUUUGAUUCAGUUAAAUGUAACCUACAGCUCCAAGUGGAACUACUCAUCUAUAAUCACAGUGCCUGAGCAGGUGUUGCUGCCAGUGGAGGCAACCUCAGUCAGUUUCAAUGUGACAGCCCAUGAUGUCGGUCAGGUGACCACAUACCUGCUUAGCAACAACACAGACCUCAACAGUUGGUCCGUCAGGAUCCGCUUUAUGGUCGUCCAUAGCAGUGUCCUGUCAGUAAUCAGUCAGGUGAUUGGCUGGAUCUACUUUCUGGCCUGGUCGGUGUCCUUCUAUCCACAAGCCUGGGAAAACUGGAGGAGGAAAAGUGUUGUAGGUCUCAACUUUGACUUCCUGGCUCUCAACCUAACUGGCUUCAUUGCUUACAGUGUCUUCAAUAUCGGGCUCUUCUGGGUGCCUUAUAUAAAGGAGGAGUUUCUGAAGAGGAACCCUAAUGGAAUUAACCCUGUCAAUGCUAAUGAUGUCUUCUUCAGUCUCCAUGCUGUCCUGCUCUGUUUGAUCUACAUCAACCAGGCUGCUGUGUAUGAGAGGGGGAGUCAAAAGAUUUCCUGGACGGCCUUGUUCUUGUUGCUGAUUGGCUGGACAUUUGCCUUGGUCAGCUUGUUUCUUGCUGUAGCCAAACAGAUCACCUGGUUGAAUUGCCUCUACUAUUUCUCAUACAUUAAACUAGCAGUCACUCUGAUCAAAUAUGUGCCUCAGGCAUACAUGAACUACAGAAGACAGAGUACUGAGGGGUGGAGUAUUGGCAACGUGUUGCUGGACUUCACGGGUGGAAUCCUCAGUAUUGUACAGAUGAUCUUACAGUCUUACAACAAUGAUGAGUGGAGGCUGAUAUUUGGUGAUCCUACAAAGUUUGGUCUGGGUCUGUUCUCUGUGGUGUUUGACAUCCUCUUCAUGACUCAGCACUACUGUCUCUACAGACAGCCACCACAGUACGAAGCUAUUAGAGAGCAACAAGAAGACUGAUGCUGACUCAGUCCUGUGUGGAUAGACUGUCUUAAAACACAAAGGAGGACACAACCAAUUUCUCAGUCAACUAGAAAGACCACACUGAUUGACCAACUACAGAUUCAAGCUGCUGAAGAGAAACCAUGGUGGUUGUCAUCUUCAACUUUCAUUAUGACAUGUUGCAGAGUUCCCCAGAUCUGGUUUGUCUGAUUUGUAUCCAUCUUUUUUUUUUUUUACCUCUGUAUGAAACUUUUUGGUUGAUAGUAGGUACAAGAAAAACUGAUGUAAUGAUGUAAAUGUAACCACUUCUUAUUAAAUGCAAUAUCACAGCUGAAA